UCACCUGAAGCUGCUCGAUGCCCGCCGGACGCUACCUUCGACCACGAUGGUGCCGAUGCUCUCCAGCUGGGCGAGUGGCCCUCCCUGCUGCCCAGCAGGUGUCGCAGGGAUGCGCUCGAACACCCUCGCCCAUCCCUCAUCCCUAAAGCUACCGUCCACACACUGCAACGAGCGGGACGAGCUGAUGAGCUUGCCCAGGCUGCCGGGGAGCCACCCCUCCUGCCGCACGAUGGCAAGUGAGGGCAUCCGCCAGCCCCGGUAGGCCAGCACCUCAUGGUCGCCUGUCAGGCCAGCGAUGAUGGUGAGUGCGUCGAGGGUGAGGGGCGGGUCGAGAGGGGCUGGGAGGGGUGGGUGUGUCCUCGCGACGCUCUGCCUCGCCGUGCCGGUCAGCCGAACGCCUCCCUCGAUGGCGAUGGUCUGCAGCGUCCCGCCGCACAGGUUGGCUGCCCGUCGGUCGGCGAUGUGGCCCUCGAUGACGGCCACAAAGACGUCGAAACACCAGCAAGGGAAGCAGAGAGGGUAUUGGAGAGUGAUGGUUGUGAGCUGUCUGAGGUAUGUGGCCCAUUCCUUGACGAGGUCGAUGGUGGCCCUCUGCCAAAACGACCGCUGGUCUUCGUCCGCCGCGCUGAUGGCGAGGUGGUGCUGUUUGCGGGCCGCGUGUUGCCAUGUGAGGGGCGGCAGCUGCAGCUGCAUGAGCAGAUGAAUGGGGAGGAAUGCCAUGACGAUGCUAAGGAGACCGGGCUGCACACAACCACACACCACACGGGACGGCAAGGGAUGUGGGUAUCCAUCAGUGGAUGGCCUCAGUGCGUGUGGUUGGCUCACAGGCGCAUUCCCCCAGAAGCGUCUUUCCCUCUCAGCCCGACGCUGCCGCUCCUCAACGCUCUCGCCGCCAGCAUCGUCACCAGAUGCAGCCGAUGAAGACGAAGCCGGUGCCUGACACAUACGAGUCCUUUUGACCUGCACACAUACCCCAAACAGACACAGCCGAUGUCCGUCUGGUGAAGUGCGCCGUCCAUUGCCAGCGGUGCUGUGAUGCGCCUCACCUUUCUAUCGAAUCCCAU
This is a messenger RNA of Vitrella brassicaformis, 1064 nucleotides long. The record is from the annotation of a GenBank genome assembly. NCBI's taxonomy places the organism in Eukaryota, Vitrellaceae.